Syzygium oleosum is the source of this 1179-nucleotide messenger RNA. RefSeq lists its product as uncharacterized. The record is from RefSeq and is a predicted model, not a curated record. The transcript has 9 exons. Lineage: Eukaryota; Viridiplantae; Streptophyta; Magnoliopsida; Myrtales; Myrtaceae. The coding region runs from base 98 to 961 and encodes 287 amino acids.
AAUCUUCAACUGUAACUGUAUCUCUUCUUCUUCCUUCUUCUUCUUCCUUUCUUCUUCGCUCGCACCUCGCGCACGGAGCCGGAGACGGACUGCGACGAUGCCUGUGAAUGCUGCGCUGCCAGCUUCGGCAAGAGCGGGAGCUUCCGCCGCCUGCGCUCCCGACCGCCGGCUCGGCAUCUGCGGCCGCCGCCGCGCUCUCUCCCCCCUCCUCCGCCCUCGCCAGUCCUCCGCUCGCGCCGUCAGCGCCCGAUCGUGGCCGCCCGUUUCGGUCGGCGAUAGGCGGCUCGCCAUCGCUCGCAAGCUCGCGUUCGUCGUGAGAGCAGCCGAUUCCACUCAGCCUGCGUCCGCUGGCAAGGCGAUUAUCCCCGACGAUGAGUUCUCUCUAGCCAAGGUUUCAUUCGGUGUUAUCGGAUUGGGAGUUGGAGUUUCGCUCCUGUCUUAUGGAUUUUGUGCAUAUUUCAAUAUCCUCCCUGGUUCGGAAUGGUCUGCCUUGAUGCUGACAUAUGGUUUCCCUCUGGCAAUUAUUGGUAUGGCUUUGAAGUAUGCAGAGCUCAAACCGGUACCAUGCUUGACAUAUUCAGAUGCUCAAAUGUUGAGGGAGAACUGUGCCACCCCAAUCUUAAAGCAGGUUAGAAGCGAUGUCAUUAGAUAUCGAUAUGGGGAUGAGCAGCAUUUGGAUGAGGCGUUGAAACGAAUCUUCCAGUAUGGCCAGGGUGGUGGAAUCCCACGAAGGAGUGCACCUAUACUACAGAUGAUCCGCGAAGAAGUCACCGAGGAAGGAAAAUACUGCUUGGUUUUGGUAUUUGAGGCAAAAGCAUUGCAGCUAUCUGAUUUUGAGCAAAGACAGGCGAAGUUUGCUUCGUUCUUUGGACCUGGCAUUUCAGCUGAAGUAGCGAAGGGAGAGCAGGAUCUCUAUGAAGUGAGACUCAUCUCCAACACAACCCUGAACACAUCGUCCUGACGGAGGAAGCUCACUAACACAAUUCUUUUUCUCCCUCCUGGUACUUCAGUGCUCCCGACGGAACGUCACAGAGAAAGCUUCUCAGAGAGAGACUCUCCAUAGCGUUUUCCUUUGCCAAUGGCAUUGUAACCGGAUGAGAGGUCAAAUGAUACAUAUCAUAUGACCGAUAUACAAAUUGUAUCGAUCCACAUUCUAUUCUAGGAAUACCUGCAUAUCAA